AUGAACAGCGAUGUCUUGUACGAAGUUAUCAAGUACCUGGACUUCCCGGUGAGGAAUAGAAGGAUACAGGAGGUACAGCUGAGCAGGAAUAAUUCCAGAAGAAUGAUGAGGCUAAACAGGGAUCUCAUUGAGAAGAAACUAUCUGAUCGUCCACAGAUAAUCGAUCUAAGAACAUCCAACAUAUAUAAAGAGCAUGGAAUAAACUUCCAUAGGAUACAUAAGAAAUUGUCAGAUGUUUUUCAUCGGAGAGGUUCCCCUCCAUUUCCAAACGUGUCCGCCACUCUGGCAGGAACAGUCAAGAUCAUGGACUUCAAGCUAAGGAGGAUAAUACUUGCAUCAAGAAUAGGCAGUAAAAGAUAG
This is a messenger RNA of Encephalitozoon romaleae SJ-2008, 360 nucleotides long. RefSeq lists its product as hypothetical. NCBI's taxonomy places the organism in Eukaryota, Fungi, Microsporidia, Unikaryonidae. The transcript has a single exon. Bases 1 to 360 code for a protein of 119 amino acids. The record is from RefSeq and is a predicted model, not a curated record.